Molecule: messenger RNA, 576 nt
Organism: Meloidogyne enterolobii
Lineage: Eukaryota; Metazoa; Nematoda; Chromadorea; Rhabditida; Meloidogynidae
Source: the annotation of a GenBank genome assembly
AUGUUCUGCUGUUUUUCGCUUCCAGAUUUGCUAAUCCUCUGGUUUGCUGAUGUUGCCGGCGCAGCACUCCGUUACCGUGGGCAAACAGGCCAAAAAAUUCCAGAUUAUGCUCGGGCUGCUUCUGAUUUUGUUCAUGCAAUUAUUGUCGAAUUAGUUUUUUUAUUCCAGGCAAUGCUGUUUUUUAACAUUAAUUUGCCUAUAAUUUCUUCAAGUCUUGGAUUUGUUUAUAUGGCAUUGCUAAAUUCUUUGUAUAGUUUUGACUAUAUUUGGAUGAGUAAUGGAGUUAAUUUGAAUUCCCGUAUUGCCCUAAUCGAACGUCGUUGGCCCUUUCAUCUCGGUUUUGGCACAAUUUUAACAAUUGCAACAAAUUAUUCUUCAAAUUUUAUAAUUUCUGGAUGUAUUUUUGGAGCUUUAUUUCCUUUCUUUAUUGUCAGUUCUUGUUUGGUUGACACAGAAAUUCUUUCAACUUUAAAAGGAAAUAAUAAUAAAUUAAAUUUCCCGGCGAUUCCAUUUUAUUGUAUUGCUCAAAAUAUAACAAACAAAUUGUCUUUGGCAAUUUUUGGAAGAUUUUUUUGA